Molecule: messenger RNA, 1345 nt
Organism: Macadamia integrifolia
Lineage: Eukaryota; Viridiplantae; Streptophyta; Magnoliopsida; Proteales; Proteaceae
Exons: 6
Coding region: 16-1107 (363 amino acids)
Source: RefSeq, a predicted model, not a curated record
AAAACCUUGGUUGGGAUGGAAAGGAAAGAAGAGGAACAAGAAGAUAUGGAAGGAGAAAGUAAUUGGAGCGUAGCAGUGGAAGAUCUUGUCGAUGGUGGAGACGUUGAAGGAGCAGUUUCACUUCUCGAAUCUGUGAUUUCGAAGCUCGAACCUGGAGCUACUUCAUCGCCUUCGAAUCUGGAGUUGGCUACUGCUCUCGGUGACUUGGCUAAUCUCUACUCCUCUCGAGGUUUCUCUCUGAAAGCGGACGAACUUCGAAGCCAAGCAUUUCUCAUAAAAGAAGAAGGUCGUCAACAUAUUCGUCUUCCAGGGGAUUCAGAUACUGCAAGGAAGAAAGAUCAAGAGGGGAAUAGAGUUUCGCCUUCUGACGCAGCAUCUUCUUGCGAUGCUUCUGCCGCCAAUGCUUCUGUUUCUUCGGAUGAUGAUUGGGAAGCUAUUGCUGAUCGUGAACCUGGUGAAUUAUUCUCUCCACACAAUGAAGGGGGUGCAGAAAAACUUUCACUUGAAGAUACCAAAGUUCAGACUCCUAAGCGGCGGGGAAGGGGGGCAUUCUUGUACAGGAAAAAUGGCUUGUAUAGUGAUAAAAAACUUGAUAUUGCAAGGGAAAGUGAGUCAGAUGAUGAAGCUCCUAGCCGUAGUUCAGAAGGAAAUACAGAACUAAGAAAUUCAAGAUUUGGUAUGAGUCAUGUACUUGUUCUGGAUGGUUUCUCACCAAGUACAAAAACAACAGAUUUGGAGAAGUUUUUUGUGAACUACAGUGACUCUGAUGUUGCAAUCCGCUGGGUCCAUGAUACUGUCGCGCUUGCAGUAUUUCGAAAUCCAUCCAUCGCAAAUGAGGCAGUAAAAAGCGUCUGUUGUCCAUUCAUGGUACGUCAGCUUAAUGAGAAUGAUGAACUUUUGAGCUCAAUUUCAACUAGAGAUCUUGAACCUCCUAUUCCAAGGCCAAAAACAUCUGCAAGGACAGCCCAGAGGUUGAUUGCUCAGAUAAUUGGACAGAAGCUGUCGCCAACCUUUGGAUCCAGUGAGUUGAAGAAACAAGAGGAAGCCAGAAAGAACCGCAUAGUCACGAGGCAAAACUUGAGGGAUGAGGCCUGGGGUGCUGACUAGAAGUACUAUUUGUGUUCCAUAUCUCAGUUCUUUGCUGAUGUUUCUUAUCCUAUUUUCUUGAAUUAACCCAUUAGCAAUAUCAUCUGAGUUCUGAACUAGAGCUCCUGGAUUUGAUGAACAUACUACUACAUAAGAGGAUCAGGAAAUUGGUUCAUGUGACAGAAAAUGCAUUUUGCGAUGCCAAAAUAUAACUUAUAUUGACUGCAACGAAAACAUGAUCCUGUUGGACUUCUUCCCA